AUGAAAACCUCAGCAGCACUUCGGAGGGCACUUCUGCCAUUUUGGGCUCGCUACUCUGGCCUGCACAGCCUGAACUCUCGCUCCCUUGCAGCCCAACCUAGACUCCCCGUGGCAACCACGACACCCCUUAGCUUCCUCGGCUAUAAGCUUCGCGCUAGGCCCGGCCCCGAGAACCUCUCCGUCGUUCCUGUCUCUGCGUCGUCCUCGCCCACUGCCGAAGGACGUAAGCGAAACUCCAAGAUGAGGAUUGGGUGCUUGCAGUUCGCGCCUCAGGUCGGCGAUGUCGAUGCCAACUUGAGUCGCGCCGAUGCCGUCCUCUCCGGAGCUGAUCCGGACGACCUGGACAGCCUGGACCUGCUCGUCGUCCCGGAAAUGGCAUUCAGCGGGUACAACUUCACUUCGCUCAGCCACAUCACCCCGUUCUUGGAGUACGCGGGGACUGGCAUCAGCUCACUCUGGGCACGCUCAAGAGCCCUCAAACACAACUGCCACGUCGUUGUCGGUUUCCCGGAGCAGGUCGACGUCUCUGAUAGGUGGCCAACCUCGCCUGAGUACUACAACUCCGCCAUCAUAGUGUCCAAUGAAGGCGAGAUGAUAGGCACCUACAGGAAGCACUUCCUGUACAUGAUCGACGAGACUUGGGCCUUGGAAGGCCCCGGCUUCGGCAAGGAGAAUAUCCCCGGACUUGGCCAGACUGCCAUGGGCAUCUGCAUGGACAUCAACCCCUACAAGUUCGAAGCCCCAUGGCAUGCCUUUGAGUUUGCCUUCCAUGUCUUAGAGGUCCGAGCAAACCUGGUCAUCUUGUCCAUGGCAUGGCUUACUAGAGAUGACCCAACGACCUUUUGUAGCAAACCUGAUGAGCCUGAUAUGGAGACUUUGACUUACUGGGUGCAACGUAUGGAGCCCAUCAUCCGCGCCGAGAACGACGAUGAAAUCGUCUUCGUCUUCUGCAAUAGAUGCGGUAUCGAAGGCGACACCGUGUAUGCAGGGACCAGCACCGUCAUCUCCAUCAAGCAAGGAGAGUGCCGAGUUCAUGGCUUGCUUCCGAGGGGCCGGGAGAGCCUCCUUGUCGUCGACACCGACAUCCCACCUCUUGGGAAGCUCAUAAGCCGCGCAGAUGCAGACGCGGAAUCAGAUACACCGCCUGAAGAUACAUCGGUGCCUGCGGCUUCUGCAGGCGGUGGUUCCCCAAAUGGCUCCCCAUAG
This is a messenger RNA of Diaporthe citri, 1206 nucleotides long. RefSeq lists its product as uncharacterized. Gene Ontology annotation, biological process: protein catabolic process. Gene Ontology annotation, molecular function: protein-N-terminal glutamine amidohydrolase activity; protein-N-terminal asparagine amidohydrolase activity. The coding region runs from base 1 to 1206 and encodes 401 amino acids. The record is from RefSeq and is a predicted model, not a curated record. The transcript has 5 exons. Lineage: Eukaryota; Fungi; Ascomycota; Sordariomycetes; Diaporthales; Diaporthaceae.